CCACCACCACCACCACCACCACCACCACCACCACCACCACCACCACCACCUCUUACACCACUUUCCACCUUCACAGCUUCCACUACCACCUCUUCCAUCAUUAUCUUCUUCACUACUCCAUCCACCACAAAGUCCUUUCGAGUCACUUUAGUUGUGCAUCGUCGGACGCCUCAGUACCGCGGCGAUCUCACUACCUUCUCUUUCUCCUCCUCCACGAACCAAAUCCUUCACCAUCACCUCGUCCAUCUUUACCAUCUCUCUCUGCCAACUUCGCAUCAACUACCUUCAGCCAACACGUCUUCCACUACUAACACUCACAACAUUACUUCCCGUACCUUUUCCUUAUCCUUCUCCUCCACCACCGCCUCCACCAUCGCCUCCACCACCGCCAUCACCACCACCAUCACCUCUUCCACACUCCCACCAUUACUUCCAAUACCUUUUCCUUAUCCUUCUCCUCCACUAUCACUUCCUACUGCAUCUCCGACGUCAAGCAGUCGUCGGACCCCCCAGUACCGCGGCGACCCCCUUCAGGAGGCGUUGUCGCGGUCGCGUGGAAACGCCGCCACCGCCGCCGGCUGGAGCGACGACCAGGCCGACGCGCCGAUGCCGACAGGCGGCGAGCGAGAGAUCCGCGACCGUCCCACGGAGACCGCCAACACCGCGCUCAUUCGCUGCCUUGCGUUCGGUCCUCCGCUGCACCACCGCGUCCGCGCCCCCACCGCCACCACGCCCCACCUCCUUGGCAGCUUCUUCGCGGGCACUUCGGGCGGCGCCGCCCUCGUCUACGCCCUCUUUGCCGACUCCGCACGACGUCCGCACAAACUGGCGCUGCGACACGCCACCGAGAUGCAACUUCAGCAUCGUGCGCCCAUCAUUAAUAUCCGCCUCAUAGACACCAAGACCCACUGCUCCCUUCUCCCAACAACCGUCUACCCUGCCUCCUACUCCACCGCAGGCAGUCACCACUUGCCGCCACCGCACAUGAUGGUUAUUAGCGAGGAGCAGGUGCGUCUGUUCGCACUGCCGUCGAUCUCUCUGCGCCAGAAGGCGCGUAUCACCGCCAAGGACGGCUUCCGUAUUAAGACCGGCAAUAUCAUCGCCUUCGGACAGGCCUCCAACGACAGUCGCGCGUUCAGUGGAACUGGAUCGUUGUUGCGUGGGGUGGGGAUUUUCGGACCGGAAUUCAGCUGCGUGUUCACCAACAACGGGGGUCAGGCGGUGGUGCUGUCGGUUCCGCAUCUGCGCCGACGCGACACGAUUCCACUCAUGGGACCGGGCGACCUGCUGGAGAUGAAUUCGGUGAUGUUUGCUGAAGCCGGGUCUUGUGAUCGUGGAGUCGUUGUUGCCCCCAGCCUCGGUCUUUACCAAACCGCUCCCGGUCAGUUGGCCAUGUUCGAUGUGGUGCUGGCCGGUCAGAAGAGCUCGGUGCUGGGCAAUGCUUACCGCGCGGUGCAUCGGGUGAAACCCACCGUCACCUCCACGGGCACGCCAGUCCACACCCCGGAGAAUCGAAGCCCAAUCAAAAUGCAGGCCCCCACACCAAGCCCGCGGCUGCAACAGCGAUUGGCUAAAACACGUGCAACCGUCAACCUCGGCAACACGCCCUCCACGUCACUCGCGUCUUCUGGCGUUGUAAGCGGCUCUUCACCAAUUUCUGGCCAAUCUAGGUGGGGCUCCUCGUUACCCCUUUGCUCUUCCUCCCCGCCCCCUGGUUAUCGAUUUUUGCGAUGA
Molecule: messenger RNA, 1734 nt
Organism: Mesocestoides corti
Lineage: Eukaryota; Metazoa; Platyhelminthes; Cestoda; Cyclophyllidea; Mesocestoididae
Source: the annotation of a GenBank genome assembly